Vicia faba (fava bean) is the source of this 609-nucleotide messenger RNA. The record is from the annotation of a GenBank genome assembly. Lineage: Eukaryota; Viridiplantae; Streptophyta; Magnoliopsida; Fabales; Fabaceae.
AUGACAGAAGCAAACAACCUGAGAGACGCCCGGAGAAGAAGAAGAAUCCUCCAACAAGGAUCCGACCGUCUUGCCUUCAUCCAGGGUCGGAUCCAAACCCUCCCUCCUCCCGAAUCACAACCUCUAUUUCAACCUCAACCACCAACAACACAUCAAGAUUCAUCUGAUGAAAUUUCCCAGCUCGAAGAACCUAGAAGUUUCGAUUUCAUAAGCCUUAGGGAUGUGACGAAUGCCGUUGAUGCCUCAAGGUUUACGCGUCUUUGUUGUUCGAUUAUAGUUGCCUUAUUGGUUGUUGCCUCUUGUCUAGGAUUCUCUUUGAUUAAGACUAUUAUAAGCUUUAGACCACUUUACUUGGUUCUCCUCACAAAUUCGUCUUUUGUUGUUGCGAAAAUUAUUUCUGGGAAACAAAGAGGCUCUGAUGAAAGGUUGAGGAGGAGACGGAACAACGCCAGUGCCAGCGCCAGCGCUGAUUCUUCUGAUCAAUAUGCACAGCUUGCAAAAACAUUGGAAAUUGGAAUGGUGCUGAAGACUGUGGCUGAUGCUGUCUUCAUAGAUUGUGCUGUCUAUGCUAUUGUGCUCAUAUGCAGCCUUUCCCUUGUGCAUCACUGA